UCAAUAGAGCACUUUCAUUGCGAUGUGAUAUACUUGGUCGGUUAUAUAAAGAGGAAAUAUGGCCACGUUAACGGUGAAGUCAGAACAUUUUGAGUCCGCUUACCAGGAACAACUGGCGGACCUGUAGAUAUAAAACCCGCUUCGACAUGGAAACUUUAUGCUUCCUAGCCGCUUUUGCUUCGUGCCUGCCCGGUAUCAUUGCCUCUGCGCUAUGGCAGCCUGCCGUUGGCACAACAUGGAACAUUCAAUUGCAAAAUCCACUCUCGAGCGCAACGACCAACGGCCUAGCAGUGUGGGAUAUCGAUUUGUUCGACAAUACUGCCGAGAUAAUAUCCAGCAUGCAGAAGAAGUCAAGUAGAGUGAUCUGCUACUUCUCUGCCGGGAGUUACGAGCCAAACCGGCCGGACACAAACAGUUUUCUGAAAUCCGAUCUGGGAAGUGAACUGGAUGGAUGGCCAGGAGAAUACUGGCUCGACAUCAACUCGAGAAAUGUCGGUAACAUAAUGCUCGAUCGCAUCAAGUUAGCCAAGCGAAAGGGCUGUGACGGCAUCGAUCCCGACAAUGUCGACGGAUACGCCAACGACAACGGCUUGGACUUGACAUCUGCAGAUGCGGUCAAGUACGUUACAUUCCUGGCGGACGCGGCACAUGCGCAUAACAUGUCCAUCGGCCUGAAGAAUGCCGGUGACAUUAUUCCAGAUGUGAUCGACCUCAUGCAAUGGAGCGUUAAUGAGCAAUGCCAUGUAUACGACGAAUGCAGCACUUUUGAGCCCUUCGUCAAGCAGGGCAAGCCGGUCUUCCAUAUCGAGUAUCCAAAGGGUGACAAAGACAAUGAUAAGCCGGUAUCGACCACAAAGGCGGACGACAUAUGCGAUGACAGCGCGGCGAAGAAGUUCUCAACGGUCCUAAAGAAUUUAGACCUCGAUGCAUGGAUGCAGACUUGCAAAAAUGCUAGCUGAGCUGAUAUGAGGAUGGUGGAUGGAUCAUUGACAAUUGAGGUAGUCAUUGAAAGACACGUUUCGGUUCUAUUGCAUGCAAGAUGGGUCCUGGUGCCACAUUCACCUUGGUUGUCGUCGAGCCGUCAUCGCUGCCGUCCUCACCCGCUUCUGGGUGGGAGGCUCUCAGUUGCUGGAUUGUCUUUUGCGCAUCUUCUUCGAUUCUUCGCAUACGUUCACGAAGAUGAAAGUCUCGAUCUUUCCAUCGCGAUUCCCACAAAUCUUCAACCUCAUUCCUUGCCUUUUCCAGCAUAAUCUGCACAUUUUCCUCGAGAUUCGUCAGCCGGUUCUUGAGAUCAUCCAGCAGAAAGUCUUUGGCUCGUAGUUGCUGCCUGAGUACCGUGUCUUUCUCA
Molecule: messenger RNA, 1348 nt
Organism: Exophiala viscosa
Lineage: Eukaryota; Fungi; Ascomycota; Eurotiomycetes; Chaetothyriales; Herpotrichiellaceae
Product: glycoside hydrolase superfamily
Exons: 1
Coding region: 147-959 (270 amino acids)
Source: RefSeq, a predicted model, not a curated record